AGGGCGAACAGCUGCGCAUGGACGAAUACGAUGAUGAUAUGCCGGGCAGUGACCCCGGCGGGUAUGGAGACGAUACGCCGAAGAGAUCACCUUGCCAUCCCACAGGCGUUCUUGCGCAGCAGCGACUUCGCCAGACAGUGAGAUGUCGUAUUCAUACGAUUGAGGUAAGCCGUGUGCCUCUGUGUAUGAUUAUGCGUCGCAGAAUGUAGACAUCAAAUCACCACCGCAGUGGUCGUCGACUGGGCGAAGGGCGACAAAUUCAGAUCUGACAGCGAUCACGAUGAUGUUGAGGACGAUGAGAGCGAACGAUACCCCACGAGCACCCAAGACCUCCUCUCCAAGUAAUCCUAUCGACCCGGGCUUGCCACAUACUGCAGAAUGGUCAGGUUUGACAUGCUUCGGAUGCCAUGCGCUGGCCUCGUGCCCCGGCCUCAUGUAUGCCGCGUUGCGUUAUGAAGGUUCCCUCCCUCCGUCCCAGUGCUAUGUCGGGAGUUGACGAUAGCCUUGACCGGGACUUGGCGCCACAAGCUGCCGGCGAGACUCAACCCACCUGGUCAAUCACCAGCAUGUCUUGUUCAAAGCCGGCGUUUCCUUGGCAAGCCUUCAAUCCCGCUGUGAAGCUGCCGGAUACAAGAAAUGACGCUCUUCGCUCGGCAGUACUCUCCUCAAUAGCCACUGGCAACUUCACCGACACCAGGUUCUUCGUCCCUGCCCGCCACUCGCAAUCAGGAAAUGUCACGGGUCUGCUGCCGCUCUACGUGAACAGCAUGAUGUUUCGAAGGGCGUCCGAUGAAUUUGACAAGAUGCUUAGCGGCGGGUUUUGUGAAAGUGUGUCGGCGAGCUUUGCGGCUGAGCCCACGUUUGGGAAGCUUGAGGUCCCGAUAGAUGAAUACGGCUAUGAAUCGGAUAGCGACCUCGGCGAUGCUGAAGAUGAACCUUCAAACGAUGAAACGACCAAGCAUGCUGCCCCUAGCGCUGUGCAGGACAGUUCGACCGAGGAAGAUGAUCAGAGAGCGAGGAACAUCAUUGAUAGUAGCGGCGAGACCACUGCAAAUCGAGAAAAGAAUCAGCAAGCAGUGCAGACAGCACAGUCUGUCAAGGUUGAUGCGGCUUCUGGCUCGGCUCAGCGGUCCCCCAGUGGGUGUAUUGGUCGAACGGUUUUCGUGAAGGAUAUGGCGUACAAGACAUGGGUUGCACUCAUUGCAUAUCUAUACACAGGACAGAUAAAAUUUUCUCCGCUACAGUCCAGAGCAAUAUCGCUUCCGAACCAGCCCAAUACGUCAAACGACGAUACCUCGUACUUCGAGAUGAAUCAGUGCUCGCCGAAGUCUAUGUACCGCCUUGCAGAUAAGUACGGCCUCGAUUCGCUGAAGUCCCAGGCUCUGGAGAAGAUACGAUCAGAAUUGGUCCCAGACAACAUCCUGAAGGAACUUUUCUCCACUUUUACGUCCAGGUACCCCGAGAUACAACAACUCCAAGUUGAUUUCCUAUGCGAUCACAUUCAUACCUCAGACGCCAUGGCUACAAUGCCCGAGUGGAUUGCUAUGAUCGCCCAAGGCCACCUCCCACACAGUCAACAUGUGGUAUCAACCUUACUGUUGAAUAUGGCCUCCAAGAUACCCAAGCCGUUCUCUACAGUGUCUGAUAAACGGCCCGUGGCCCCCUUACCCAAGCGAAAAUAGCGGGGCGACAAGUUCCCCGCGGCGAGACCGUCAGGCCAUCGGGAACUUGACGGAAUCGGUGUCAUGCUUUAGUCUCUCACGCAGUGCAAGGGAGCUUGAUUGUUAUACUUUGUAAUAUAGUGCUAGGAGAAUGCUCAUGGCUCGAAGAUGUGUC
Molecule: messenger RNA, 1836 nt
Organism: Rhodofomes roseus
Lineage: Eukaryota; Fungi; Basidiomycota; Agaricomycetes; Polyporales; Fomitopsidaceae
Exons: 8
Coding region: 408-1682 (424 amino acids)
Biological process (GO): regulation of proteolysis; proteasome-mediated ubiquitin-dependent protein catabolic process
Cellular component (GO): cytoplasm
Molecular function (GO): ubiquitin protein ligase binding
Source: RefSeq, a predicted model, not a curated record